AUGUGUCAUCCAAUUAGACAUAUUUGCAAUAGCCGCCGCGACCUCCUCGCUGCCCUCACCGUCACUGCAGCCCCUUUUGCACUCCACCCCAUGUCCCUACAAGACACGGCUUCUGCUCGUGGCCUCUUCCAGAUGCCCCCAGUUAGACUCAUCAACCGGUAUUUUCUGGUGAGGGCUGGGGAGUCUGAAUAUGAGAGCUGGGGAGUGAUUAAUACGAAUCCGGUUGCGAAAACUUCUGUUGACAGCGGGUUGUCUGAGAAAGGGAAGAAGCAGGCGGUGAGGGCAGCUUUCGACUUGAAGGAAAUGGGGGCUUGUGACACCAGCUGUUGGAUUUGGCCUUCUAUCACUCAGAGAGCUUACCAGGCUGCAGAGAUCAUUGCAUCAGUUAACGGGGUCACUCGAAGUAACAUUGUUCCGGAGUAUAGCUUUCUAGAUGCCCGUGGCUUAGGAGCUUAUGAAGGAAAGAAACUAGAAGCUGUUUCAGAAGUAUAUGCAUCAGAUACUAUUUCUCCAAGAAUCAAGCCUCCUCCUAUUGACGAUGGAACCCCAAAUGAGAGCGUCUCCGAUGUGUUUGUUCGGGUGACACAACUCAUGUCCAUACUCGAGACUCAAUACUCUGCAGACACGGUGAUAAUUGUCUCACCAGAUUCGGACAACUUAACAAUCCUACAAGCUGGCAUAGUUGGACUUGACUUGCGAAGGCACAGAGAACUUUCUUUUGCACCAGGAGAAGUCAGAUUUGUCGAUACCAAUAGUGUACCUACUUACAAGCAACCUGCAUCAGCUGUAUAUAAGUGUUUAAAUCCACCAAAUUGUACCUAA
Fragaria vesca subsp. vesca is the source of this 822-nucleotide messenger RNA. RefSeq lists its product as uncharacterized. Lineage: Eukaryota; Viridiplantae; Streptophyta; Magnoliopsida; Rosales; Rosaceae. The record is from RefSeq and is a predicted model, not a curated record. The transcript is spliced from 6 exons. Bases 1 to 822 code for a protein of 273 amino acids.